Messenger RNA from Alternaria rosae, 3671 nucleotides. RefSeq lists its product as uncharacterized. The transcript has 2 exons. The record is from RefSeq and is a predicted model, not a curated record. Bases 155 to 3463 code for a protein of 1102 amino acids. NCBI's taxonomy places the organism in Eukaryota, Fungi, Ascomycota, Dothideomycetes, Pleosporales, Pleosporaceae.
UUACACUACCACCUGCCGAUUUCUUAGUCUUUCGAAGCCUAGUAAAGUGGUCGAUAGCCCCUCAGGUGUAUCUGAAAUAUCAAGCGACGUUGUGGCCUGAACAAUACAUUCAGUUGGUCGCCAAUCCAUAUCUUGUCGUCGACUCCAAGAGGACAUGUCGGCACGAGGCGCUCGCAGUCGCAAGGUACAACAGAAAGAAGUUGAGAAAAAGGAAAAGAAAGUUGCUGUAAAAGGAAAGGUCCCGGAAACCACACAUGAAAGCCGAGAUGCGUUUGCGGAAUGGCGCCCACCACCAAAUUCCAGCAAUUCGAGAAGUGGCAUAACACGUUCCUUCACAGUAUCCAGCAACAACAGUCAUACCACAUCUCGGAGUAGUUCUACGCACGAUGGGGGCAAUAGUAGCAGACCACGACUAGCCACCCUUCCGUCUGACGUCUCUUCUGGAUCCCGACCUCCACCAACGAAGUCAUCAAAGGCGGAGUCAGUCUCGGACACUUCUAUGAAAGACAAGGAGAAGACAAAAUAUCAGGCGAAGGGCAAAGACACGAAGGCGCCUCGUGGUAGAGGUGGGGGGGUACCGAUCAAGAAAACCGUCGCGCCGUCACCAGGCCCUCCUGUCUUCAGAUCUGAAUCAUCGGCGGCUUCCUACACCGUACCACAUGACCAGAAAACAUGGUUGAACUUCAAGAUAUGGGCAGAUGGAAGAGAAGAAAUGCGUCCGUACGCUGGGUUUGACUAUGAUGAAGACAUGCAACAUGGCAGCGUACUCAUAUACUUCAAAGAAGAGCAAGCAGAUGAGGACCGCCCAAUCCCCUCGAUUAGGGCAGACCUAGAAGUCCUCCAAAACUCCGGGUCUACUUGGCUGAGCAACGCCCUGCUGUAUAGUCUCAUAGAUGAUAACGACGUGGAUGACUGGGCUCUUUCGGAAACGACAAGCUCACCAUCUCAGCCUUUCUCGCCCAAUUUCCCACAGCCUGCACAACGGCGAAUGCUAGGACCCACAUCACCCGGUGGACGGUCACCACCGCCUUUCGAUAUCGAUCAAUCACAUACCAGCAUAGAUUCUCGGGCAACUUCUAGGGCUUAUCAUCCAUCCGAGACCUCUUACGGACGCCUACCUAACUCCCCGCCUCCUUUCCAGCAAGGCUUCCAACGCAAUCCAACGCACGAAAUAUGGUUUACUGCGCCUGACAACGUCAAGACACCACAGGCACAGAGACUGCACCAUGUUGCUAUCCGUAAUUUUCUGGCCAUGUUGCAUGGCAAGCCCAUAGUCGGAUCAGACGUGUAUGAUAUGCUGAGUACGCUUCAGCCUCAAAUACACGUCAUGUACGAUCUUGACACAGACACACGAUCUGGAAUGACAGCCAGAGAACGAAGCGUACAAAUGAUUGUGGAAUAUCUUGGCCGAUAUGGAAUCGACGACCUGCGCAACAACAUCCGACGAGCUCUUGGGCUUCUGGCUUGGGCAGAACAGGAUGGCGUCAGGUGGCGGCAGGGCUACCUCGAAAGCUUUGUCCAUCUAGCUGGUGUUAUGACGCCAGAAAUUGAGGAUCAUCCAGAUUUCAAGCGUGUGUCAGUAGUCACGAGACGGAAUCUUGGAUUAGCUGCGAAAACACUGCAGUUGCGCGUCAUGGAAGCAGAGGAGAAGCUGUCCACGUUUGAUUUCGGUGAUCUCUGGGAAGACAAAUUGAAGACUGCGAACAGUCCAGUCUAUCAGAGCUAUCAAUCGUUUCGCCAGUUCCUUAUUGGACAUUUCACACGCAUCUACGGCAACUGGCCGCCGACUUCCGACAAGACGUGGCUUAAUCGCAAGGUUGUGAAUGCAAUGCAAGAGGACUUUGGUUCGCUAUAUGACUACUUCGUUGAUAGGGAGGUAAUAUGGAAUCCUCGAGAAGAGCGGGCAUCUCGUAAGUGGGAGAUGGCUCACCGGAAGAACGACAACUUCAGGGCAGAUCUGCCAGAGCUGGGAAUGACAGAUAUGCUGGUCACCUAUGACGCGAAGAAUGGGUAUGCACAUAUUCCGCAUCCAUAUCCAUUACUUCCAAGAGAAGUGCCAAAGACGAGUAGAGACAAGGAGAAGAAGAGCUUUUUCUCGUCGCUGAAGAAGGAUAAGCCAAAAGAUGCCACGAAAGAUGCAAAAGCGCAACUACAGCUCUCUAUUAUCUUCAGCGAUGCGACCAAUAUUGAGAAACUGGACGUCAACUUCAAUGGAUCCACACUCAUCGACAAGUUCGAGCAAUUCGAGCUUACCACCGACCUGAAACAGAUGUCACCACGUGAAGCACGUCUCGGGCGAUGGGUACUCCUCUACGGUAUACUACAAGUCCUAUCAACCCUAUCCGUCGACGUCCAAGGCCUCAAACACACCGACGGCGUCCGCUACUUCCUCAACACCGACCUGAAGCGCAUGCCCGAGUGGGUAAGCAAUGGCCAAAUUGAGCAUCUCGAAGCCCGUCAACAACGAUCCUGGUGCUGGCAGCGCGCCUGGGACCCCAUGCCCGCGCAAUCCGCGCCUGUAGAACUCGAAGCCACAUCAACCAACACGAACGAGCGUACGAACCACCACAACCACGAAGAAACUCGCCACGCCGAGAUAUCCGCUCACAAUUUCCCCAGUCCACCGCCCCAACACGCACUUCCACCACCCCCACCGACCGCAGUAUCGCACAAUCUCGACGGCGCAACACUAAUGCAAAACGACAUCCGUCGUCUCGGCGAGAAAAUUAAUAACCUCUCCCUCUCCCACAAUGCAGGCGUGCAUUUCCGACAAGAAUUCGAGCGGCGGCGCGAAAACGAAAAGGUCAUUCAAGAUGAAUUCCACGACCGGAAACCACGCUUACAAGGCGAGACCUUUGGACCGAGGGCAGCCCGCGAUCAAGUCAUCAACAACGGCCAUAACAUCACCAGCAUCAACAGAAAUGACACAUACUCCUCACCCCGCCUAGACUCCCUCUCUUUACCCCCUAUCUCACACACGCACCCAACAUCCCGCCCCCGUUCCCGGGACCGCAACCGCGACCACCCCUCCCAACGAAGCAACUCCCGCAUGGACGCCACUUUCCUGCUCACAGACUCGGAUUACUCGACCCCCAGCCACCAUACCAACGACUUCAUAGACCGGCAACAAGCUUCGCUCCUCCCACCACCACCACUAUCCCUAAAUCCGAACACACGUAGUCAUACAACUAGUCUAAACACGGAUCUAGGCAGCUACCCCUUCAGUGGCGGGGAGAAUGAGAGUGAGAGUGAGAUGCAGUGGCCGGUUCCGCCGGGGUAUAAUGAGAGUAUGAGGGGCGGGGAUAGGGAUAGGGAGAGUACGGUUUUGGGUGAUGGGUAUCGGGUUAUGAAUUUUGAAGACGAGGAUUUUGGGGGGAGAGAUGGUGGGAGGAAUUCGAAUGCGAAUGCGGCUGUGAGGAGAGCUGCGAGACGGGUGAGGGAGAGGGGUACGUGGGAUACUUGAGACUGGGAUUGGGUCGGAGACACUGUGGUUUAGGAUGGACCAGGGGGCUGUAAGGUUUGAGUUUGGUGGAAAGAAAGGAAAGUUUGGCAUGGUAUCGCAUGGACUUGGUUGGGCCUUUCGUGUUUGGAUAUACCCUUUUUGCUUUCGUUUGUGUUAUUCUAUCAAUGGGUUAGGAGAUGGAACAAAACUAAAAGGUCGUGUGUGGGAA